This is a messenger RNA of Misgurnus anguillicaudatus (oriental weatherfish), 1977 nucleotides long. The record is from RefSeq and is a predicted model, not a curated record. Lineage: Eukaryota; Metazoa; Chordata; Actinopteri; Cypriniformes; Cobitidae.
CAAAGGUUAUAAAAAAUAACCUACAGAAAUCGUUCGGGGAAGAUUCUCUUUGGGUUAUUAUUAUAAAUAUAACCUACAGGGAACGUUUCCAGAACGUUCUUAUUUGGUUUCCAAAAAAUAACCAAAUGGGAAACAUAUGGGAACUUUAGGGGAACGUUCUGUGUUUGCUGGGUUGGUAGCAUCCAAGGGUGCGGCUCCGGAGCAGCAACAAAGAAACACAACUGAGAGAAUUUAAGUAUUUAAUUUGUUACAUUUAAGUAUUUUACAGCAAAAUGAUGACCAUGUUCGUGUUUGCAUUAUUUGUGUGCGGUGUGUUUGGUGAGUUUGUGUCAGUGAUGGAGGGAGAUUCUGUCACUUUAUCUGUCAGUCUCAGUGAAACACAAAGAAAAGAGGGAAUCUCCUGGAAGUUUGGACCUCAUGAAAUCACCAUAGCGGAAAUCGAGGUUGGUGACAAUAACAUGCGUUUAUAUGACAAUAGAGUUGAUGGGAGAUUCAAAGGCAGACUGAAGCUGGAUCACAGUGGAUCUCUCACAAUCACAAACAUCAGAACCACAGACUCUGGACUUUAUCAACUAAUCAACACCAACACAAACAACCAACUCAAUAUAUUCAAUCUUGGUGUGUCUGGUAGUAAGUUUGUGUCAGUGAUGGAGGGAGAUUCUGUCACUUUAUCUGUCAGUCUCACUGAAACACAAAGAAAAGAGGGAAUCUCCUGGAAGUUUGGACCUCAGAAAAUCACCAUAGCUGAAAUUGAAGUUGGUGACAAUAACAUGCGUUUAUAUGAAGAUAGAGCUGAUGGGAGAUUUAAAGGCAGACUGAAGCUGGAUCACAGUGGAUCUCUCACCAUCACAAACAUCAGAACCACAGACUCUGGACUUUAUAAAGUGUCCCAAACCAGCACAGACAACCAACUCAAUGUAUUCAAUCUUACUGUUUAUGGUGUGUUUGGUAUUGAGUUUGUGUCAGUGACUGAAGGAGAUCCAGUCACUUUAUCUGUCAGUCUCACUGAAACACAGAGAGAGGACAGAAUCACCUGGAAGUUUGCACCUCAAGAAAUUAACGCAGCAGAAAUUAUCAUAGCUGAAACAGAAGAUAAAGGAAAUACUGUCACUUUACAUGAAGAUAGAGCUGAUGGAAGAUUCAGAGACAGACUGAAGUUAAACACACACACUGGAUCUCUGACCAUCACAAACACCAACAUCACACACACUGGACUUUAUCAAGUGAACACCAUCCGCACAAAUACCCAACUCAAAACAAUCAAUCUUACUGUCUAUGGUGUGUCUGGUAGUCAGUUUGUGUCAGUGAUGGAGGGAGAUUCUGUCACUUUAUCUGUCAGUCUCACUGAAACACAAAGAAAAGAGGGAAUCACCUGGAAGUUUGGACCUAAUAAAACUUCUAUAGCUAAAAUGAAAGACUAUAAAACUACUGUAUAUUAUGAUGAUAGACUUGAUGGAAGAUUCAAAAACAGACUCCAUCUAAACAAUCAGACUGGAUCUCUCACCAUCAUAAACACCAACAUCACACACACUGGACUUUAUCAUUUAACCACCAUGAGUCAAGAUGAACCACUCAACAUAUUUAACAUCACUGUCUAUGAUUCAACAAGAAAUGAACCAGCGGCUGGGGAUCCUCUGUUGAGUGUUUGAUGAGGUGAUAGAUAGUCAACAUCAUGAGUGAUUCAUUAUCAACAUCUACAGUAACAAAUCUGUUUUACUGCGUUCAUGAUCACUUCUGUUAAAAUAAGAAAUUAACCCUUUGUGUGCUGUCGAGCUCAAGUGAUGAAACCUUUUUAAGGUUUAUGAUGAUAAGAAAACCAACUUUCAUUUAUUUGCCAUCCACAUUGAUCUAUGAUCAGAAUCUCUUUAUUUUUUUACAUUUAUAUUUCAUAUCUGUUACUCACCUCACAUCAUAUUAAGAGUUUGACUCUGAUAUCUUUGAUAUUGUGUGAUUAUAGACAGUAUUACUUUAAUAUCA